AGCCGAGUCCGGCCUUCCAUAACCCUUGGGCGGGGCAGGUGGCAGGGCCGGGCAGGUUGCGCGCCCCGUCAGUGCAGUCCCGGCCUUUGUCCUGGACCCUGUACCGGGACCGUCGUCCCCGAGCCCGUAACGCUGGGAUUUCCCCACCACCCUGGCACGGCUGAAAGUCCGGGAUGGGGACUUCCUGAAGCUACGGGGCACCGCGGGAUGGGUUCAAAUGGGGGUAGCUUUGCCCAGACCCCCAGUCGAGAAGUGGGGACGGGACAGUAGGGGUGCGGGGGAGACUCUCCAGGGCUCCAGGGAAUGCCGUCUAGAAGAAGACUUGACAGAGACCAAAGGCUGGUUCCAUGCUGGAGAGGCCGGGAUUUCCCUAGGAUCACUGGACCUGCCUGGUUCAGCCUCCGCCCAGCCCUGGCAGGGGAGGGAGUUGACGGGCAGACAGAGGAGGGGAAACUCCCCUGGAACCUGUUUCUCAGCUUCCCGGCCCAGCUGGGACACCCGCUGCAAGGAGAGGCCAGGAGGAAGACCCUGGCCCCAACAUGGCCUCUGCCCUGAGGCCACCCCGGGUCCCCAAACCCAAGGGUGUCCUGCCUUCACACUACUAUGAGAGCUUUCUAGAGAAGAAGGCGCCCUGUGACCGGCCCAGAGCAAACUCCAUGAACCUCAGCGGCUGGGGUCAAGGCCAGGACAGGAUUACAAGAAGUUCUGGGCAGGCCUCCAGGGUCUCACCAUUUAUUUCUACAACAGCAACCGGGACUUCCAGCACGUGGAGAAGCUAAACCUGGGAGCAUUUGAGAAACUCAAAGACGAGAUUCCCUGGGGAAGCUCACGUGACCCUGGCACCCACUUCUGCCUGGUUCUCCGGAAUCAGGAGAUCAAAUUCAAGGUAGAAACCUUGGAGUGUCGAGAGAUGUGGAAGGGCUUCAUCUUGACGGUGGUGGAGCUCCGUGUCCCGUCCAACCUGACCCUGCUUCCUGGACACCUAUACAUGAUGGCUGAAGUUUUGGCCAAAGAGGAGGCACGCCGUGCACUGGAGACACCCUCGUGCUUCCUGAAGGUGAGCCGGCUGGAGGCACAACUGCUCCUAGAGCGGUACCCCGAGUGCGGAAACCUGCUGCUGCGGCCCAGCGGGGACGGCGCAGACGGCGCGUCGGUCACCACGCGGCAGAUGCACAAUGGGACGCACGUGGUCCGGCAUUAUAAGGUGAAGCGGGAGGGAACCAAGUACGUGAUCGACGUGGAAGAGCCGUUCUCUUGUACUUCCCUGGACGCCGUGGUCAACUAUUUCGUGUCGCACACCAAAAAGGCGCUGGUGCCCUUCCUGUUUGACGAGGACUACGAGAAGGUGCUAGGCUACGUGGAGGCCGAUAAGGAGAAUGGCGAGUGUGUGUGGGUGGCGCCCUCCGCCCCGGGCCCAGGUCCUGCACCCUCCACAAGUGGCCCCAAGCCACCACCUCCUGCGUCUGUGCCUGUGUCCAGCCAGGACAAGCUGCCCCCAUUACCCCCACUGCCGCCACUACCAGACCAGGAAGAGAACUACGUGACCCCCAUUGGGGACGCCCCAACUGUUGACUAUGAGAACCAAGACGUGGCUCCCUCCAGUCGGCCGGUCAUCCUGAAGCCGAAGAAGUUGCCAAAGGCUCCUGCAAAGCCUCCAAAGCCACCCACUGGACCCAAGCCAGAGAAGGGGUUUCACCAUGUUGCCCAGACUGGUCUCGAACUCCUGACCUCAAGUGAUUCACCCACCUCAGCCUCCCAAAGUGCUGGGAUUACAGGCGUGAGCCACCACACCUGGCCUCAUCUGUCUUCUCUUCCAGAGCCCAAAAUCGUUAAUGGUGGCUUUCCCAGGAAGCUGCCAGCCAGCUCAGCCCAGCCUCUCUUCCCCACACCGGGGCUGGCAGACGUGACCGCAGAGCUACAAAAGAAGCUGGAGAAGAGGCGAGCACUGGAGCACUGAGUCGGACACGCCGGGAACCAGUGGGCCAGUCCCGGGGCACAGCUCAGUGACCAGAUUCUUUCUCCCAGGAUUAAAACACUGACCCCAGG
Molecule: messenger RNA, 2046 nt
Organism: Cebus imitator (Panamanian white-faced capuchin)
Lineage: Eukaryota; Metazoa; Chordata; Mammalia; Primates; Cebidae
Gene: STAP2
Product: signal transducing adaptor family member 2
Exons: 15
Coding region: 911-1957 (348 amino acids)
Molecular function (GO): signaling adaptor activity
Source: RefSeq, a predicted model, not a curated record